AUGUCUUCGCAUUACGAACAACUCAAAGAUAACACUUCAAUCGUUGUUUUCGGCGCUUCAGGUGAUUUAGCAAAGAAGAAGACUUUCCCAGCUCUCUUCGGUCUCCGUAAGAUGAACCUUCUACCAAAGGACACUCGUAUCCUCGGAUAUGCUCGUUCUAAGAUGACAAAUGAUGAAUUCCAUGACAAGGUUACUGCAUACAUCAAAAUUGAUGAAAAAGAUACAGAAUCUAAGAAGUUAUUAGAGGAGUUCAAAUCAGGUUUAACCUAUGUAUCUGGCGGAUACGACGGUGAAGAUUCAUUUAAAAACCUCAACGAUAACCUCACAAAUGCUGAAAAGAACAACGCUUCUUCUGGUAAAAAAGCUAAUCGUCUCUUUUACCUCGCUCUUCCACCUAGCGUUUUCGGUUCGGUAUCUGAAGGCUUACGUAAAUUCUGCUACUCAGAAUCAGGUACAAACAGAUUAAUCGUAGAAAAGCCAUUCGGAAAGGACACAGAGUCUUCACAACAGUUAAUGAACUCUAUCAAGGCUAACUGGUCAGAAGAGGAAAUCUUCCGCAUUGACCACUACCUUGGUAAAGAAAUGGUUAAAAACUUACUUGUUUUACGUUUCGCAAACGUCUUCCUUGAUAAUCAAUUCCAUAAAAACUCUGUUGAUAACGUCCAAAUUACAUUUAAGGAACCAUUUGGUACAGAGGGUCGCGGUGGUUACUUUGAUGAAUUUAACAUCAUUCGUGACAUUCUUCAAAAUCACUUAAUGCAAGUCCUCUCUUUAAUUACAAUGGAGAGACCGGUUUCGUUCUCUUCAGAAGAUAUCCGUGAUGAAAAGGUCAAAGUCUUACGUACGAUCCCACCAAUUAAGCCUGAUGAAACCUUACUUGGUCAGUACGUUGCUGGAAAUGAUAAACCAGGCUACAAAGAGGAUGAAACUGUACCAAAAGAUUCUAACUGUCCAACCUUCGCUGCCGUCGCAUUACACAUUAACAACCCACGCUGGGAAGGCGUACCAUUCAUCCUUAAAGCAGGUAAAGCUUUGAAUGAAGGUAAAGUUGAAAUUAGAAUUCAAUUCAAGGAUGUUACUUCAGGUAUCUUCUCUGAUAUACCAAGAGAUGAAUUAGUUAUCAGAAUUCAACCAUCUGAAGCAAUCUACUUGAAAACAAACACAAAAGUUCCUGGUUUACAAAUGUCAGCAUUACCAACUGAAUUAGAUUUAACAUAUAAGGAUAGAUUUGAGAAGGCCGUCAUUCCAGAAGCUUAUGAAUCAUUAUUGCUUGACGCACUUAAUGGCGAUCACUCAAACUUUGUUCGUGAUGAUGAGCUUGACACUGCAUGGAAGAUCUUUACUCCAAUCCUUCACUGGAUUGAAGGUAAGAACGGUGGUGAGAAACCAACACCGGACUCAUACGAGUAUGGUACAAGAGGUCCAAAGGGUGUUGAAGACUUCCAAACCAGAUUUGGAUACAAGCGUACACCAAGCAACUACAAAUGGCCAGUUACUGACCUUAGCCAAGCUAAGAUGUAA
This is a messenger RNA of Wallemia mellicola CBS 633.66, 1521 nucleotides long. Its product is annotated as glucose-6-phosphate 1-dehydrogenase. Gene Ontology annotation, cellular component: cytosol. Gene Ontology annotation, molecular function: glucose-6-phosphate dehydrogenase activity; NADP binding. Lineage: Eukaryota; Fungi; Basidiomycota; Wallemiomycetes; Wallemiales; Wallemiaceae. The record is from RefSeq and is a predicted model, not a curated record. Gene Ontology annotation, biological process: pentose-phosphate shunt, oxidative branch; glucose metabolic process. The coding region runs from base 1 to 1521 and encodes 506 amino acids. The transcript has 6 exons.